Molecule: messenger RNA, 1242 nt
Organism: Arachis stenosperma
Lineage: Eukaryota; Viridiplantae; Streptophyta; Magnoliopsida; Fabales; Fabaceae
Exons: 10
Coding region: 149-961 (270 amino acids)
Biological process (GO): maturation of SSU-rRNA
Molecular function (GO): rRNA small subunit aminocarboxypropyltransferase activity
Source: RefSeq, a predicted model, not a curated record
GGUGCAAAGACUGAAAUGCCCCUGGUGGGAUGCACCCUGCACGCUGAGGUUUAAGCAAGAAGCCAAAAGGAAGGAAUAGCAGAACUGCAGAAGCACCAGAAACCGCGAAACGCCGCGGCGCCGGGUUUCCCAGCUGAAGUGAGGUGAAAUGGGGGGCAAUAACAGACACAGGAGAUUCAAAAAUCAACGCAACCAUCGCCCUCACUCAUCUCGAGACCAUCAACUCUUACUAGACGAUGAUGCUCAGUCCUCUUCUGUUCAAGUUGCAGAAACAGUUGAGGUGGAGGAGCAGGAGCAGGAGAUGACGAAACCCAAAAUAAAGCUUGCAAUGUGGGAUUUUGGACAAUGUGAUAUCAAAAGAUGCACAGGUCGCAAGUUAUCAAGACUGGGUAUGUUAAAGGAGUUACGAAUUAGUAAUGGAUUUGGAGGCAUUGUUUUAAGUCCUGUUGGAAAGCAAUGUGUCUCAAGAGAAGAUUCCUCUUUAAUAAAGCUGAAAGGAUUGGCUGUUGUGGAUUGCUCUUGGGCACGCUUAGAUGAUGUGCCUUUUGUGAGGCUACGCUGCACUGCUCCACGCCUCCUGCCAUGGCUUGUAGCAGCAAAUCCAGUAAAUUAUGGUCGGCCAUGUCAGCUAUCAUGUGUAGAGGCCUUAUCUGCUGCUUUAAUAAUAUGUGGGGAAGAUGAAUCGGCAGAACUAUUGCUUGACAAGUUCAAAUGGGGCCAUGCUUUUUUGUCCCUGAACCGGGAAUUACUGAAGGCGUACUCCAAAUGCCAAAACAGUGUUGAUAUUAUUGCUGUUCAAAAUGCUUGGCUGUCACAAGAGAGUCAGAUUCCAAGGGCCCCUGCUGAUACUGAAGUUGAGAGUGAGGAUAAAGGCUCCUCUGAUUCUGAAGAUGGUCUUCCACCUCUUGAAAAGAAUAUGAACCAUUUGAACUUGGUAAAUAGUGAUGAGGAAAGUGAGUAGAUGCAUUUUGAGUCUCUUAAUACGAUAUUGCUUAGACCUAUGACCAUGCCGCGGAAUCAGAAUAAUCUGGAGGCAAAGCUCUUUGGCUGACAAAAGAUGUGUACUAUCGUCAUCUGAGGCCUAUACUUGCCAUUUCCUUUGCUAACAUAAUUAUUUAUAUUGUAUUUUAAAUAUGAACGUAUGACCUUGUUAGGUUUCGAUUUUGAACGUGUAAAUUUGUUUGUUAUCCUAGUUCUUUAUAGCUAUAAGAGUUUUUAGAGUCCAAAGCGUUUUUUUUUUUA